Messenger RNA from Lotus japonicus, 5129 nucleotides. Its product is annotated as DNA-directed RNA polymerase IV subunit 1. Gene Ontology annotation, molecular function: DNA binding. The transcript is spliced from 17 exons. The record is from RefSeq and is a predicted model, not a curated record. Gene Ontology annotation, cellular component: RNA polymerase II, core complex. Lineage: Eukaryota; Viridiplantae; Streptophyta; Magnoliopsida; Fabales; Fabaceae. Gene Ontology annotation, biological process: DNA-templated transcription. The coding region runs from base 304 to 4755 and encodes 1483 amino acids.
UUUCUGGGCCCCGGUCUUCCACAAGUCUCUCUCCAUCUUCGCGUUUCUCUCUCGUCCUCCCUCCACUCCUCUUCAGGCGGCGGUCUAUUUCCUUCUCCGCCGCACUCUCCGCCGCACACUCUUCCACUUCAUCUCGCGGUUUCCCACUCACCCGUUCCCGCUAGCCGCGUCUCUCGAUUCUCGCGCCGCAUUCACUCAAGUUAUCGAGUGAUAUAGUUUCGCCCCUGCUACCAACGUGCUUAUCACUGCGCCGAAUCACUUGCUGCUUGAAGUUUUCUGCUCAUUGCAAGCUUACCGAGCUCCAUGGAUGAAAGGUUACCAAGCUCCAUGGAUGAUAAUGACAAGUUUCACGAGCACAACAUGCCGUCUGGUGUCAUAACGGCAAUAAAGUUUGAUGUUUUAACUGGGGAAGAUAUACGUACGAUCUCUGCUUUGGAGAUUGAGGCAGCCGGGCAGGUCGUCUGUUCUGAUCUCGGACUUCCUAAUUCGUCUGAAGUUUGCACCACAUGUGGUACCAAUGAUAAAAAGCUUUGUGAAGGUCAUUUUGGAGCAAUCAAAUUUCCUUUUUCUAUUGUGCAUCCAUAUUUUAUAUCAGAGGCUGCCGAAAUCUUGAACAAGAUUUGCCCUGCAUGUAAAUCUAUUCGAUGUGAUUUACUGAUCAAGGGUGUUAAAUUUCUUUCGGUAGACAAGAAGCUCAAUGAUUGCAAAUAUUGUUCUGGAAUUAGUAUGGGUCGUUACCCAACAAUGAAAUUCAGAGUUUCCUACAAUAAUCUCUCCAGAAGUCCCGAAAUUAUUUCUGAAAUAAAUGAUACAGCCUCAAAGAAAAAGACUUUGGGGCAAAGACUGGCCGCUGACUAUUGGGAUUUUAUUCCUAACGGCUCUGAAGAAGAGGAAAGUCUUGUCAAUAGAAGGUUAUCACUUUCUCAGGUUCAUCAUUUGUUAAGUGAUGUUGAUCCUGACUUUAUUGAGAAAUAUGUUCCAAGAAAGAGUUUGCUUGAUCUCAAUUACUUCCCUGUGACACCAAAUGGUCAUCGUGUGACAGAGUUCUCUCAUCGACCUUCCAAUGGACCGAAAUUGAGUUUUGAUGACAGGACCAGGGCUUGCAAGAAAUUGGUUGAUUUCAGAGGUCCAGCCGUUGAGUUAAGCUCUCAUGUCAUCAAUUCCCUAAGUCUCUCUAAGCUAAAUCCUGACAAAACACCAAGUAAUAUGUUUACUGAACUCCAGCAAAGAAAGGUUGGAGAAAAUGCUUGCAACUCUUCUGGUUUAAGAUGGAUGAAAGAUGUUGUUCUGGGAAAACGCAAUGAUUGUUCAUUCCGCACUGUAGUUGUUGGUGAUCCAGACCUUGCACUCAGUGAAAUUGGUGUACCUUGUCAAAUUGCAGAAAGUUUGCAAGUUUCUGUGUAUGUGAACAGGGAGAAUAAGAAAAAUUUGCUUGACUGUUGUGAGCUACGCCUGUUAGAGAAGGGACAUUUUAAAGUUUGCAGAAAGGGCAGGCCAGUUGUAUUGUAUAAAAAGAAAGAUCUACAGAUUGGAGACUUACUUUAUAGGCCUCUUACCGAUGGGGAUAAAGUGUUGAUAAAUAGGCCUCCUUCCAUACAUCAACAUUCCAUGAUUUCUCUCUCAGUUAGGGUCCUUCCUAUAUCUUCUGUGGUAUCAAUUAACCCUCUUUGUUGUUCGCCACUGCGUGGGGAUUUUGAUGGUGAUUGCCUACAUGGAUAUAUUCCACAAUCAGUUGCUGCAAGAGUUGAACUUAAUGAACUGGUUGCUUUAGAUAGGCAAUUGAUUAAUGGGCAAAGUGGUCGGAAUCUGCUUUCACUUUCUCAGGAUAGUUUAACUGCUGCAUAUAUGUUGAUGGAAGAUGGGGUCCUUUUGAAUCUUUAUGAGAUUCAACAGCUGCAAAUGUUGUGCGAUAAAAAGUUGACACCACCACCGUCAAUUAUAAAAGCUCCUUCAAGAAAUAACUCAUUGUGGAGUGGAAAGCAAUUAUUCAGCAUGCUCUUGCCUUCUAAUUUUGACUACUCUUUUCCUCCAAAUGGCGUUUCUGUUAGUGAUGGGGAACUUACAUCUUCUUUUGAGUCUUCUGGAUGGUUACGUGAUUCCGAGUGCAACAUUUUCCAGAGACUUGUGGAACGUUUUCAAGAUAAGACAUUAAACCUUUUGUAUGAUGCUCAAAAAGUUCUUUGUGAGUGGUUGUCUAUGACAGGGUUUAGUGUUUCACUCUCGGACCUGUACCUUUCUUCUGACUCAUGUGCACGAGAGAACAUGAUGGAGGAAAUCUCCUAUGGCUUACAAGAAGCAGAGCAGGCAUGCGAUUUCAAUCAGUUAUUGGUGGAUCAUUACUGUGAUUUUCUUUCAGGAAGUCUUCAGGAUAGUGACAAUGUUGCGUCCAUUGAUAUGGAUAGUCUGAAUUAUGAAAAGCACAUAUCUGCUGCUCUCAGUGAAGUGUCGGUUGAUGCUUUUAGACACAUGUUUCGCAAUAUUCAAAGUUUAGUUGAUAAAUAUGCAAGUAAGGGCAAUGCAUUCCUUACUAUGUUUAAGGCUGGAAGCAAAGGUAAUUUACUGAAAUUAGUGCAACAUUCCAUGUGCCUCGGACUGCAGCAUUCUCUGGUUCGCUUGUCAUAUAGAAUGCCCCGUGAACUCUCAUGUGCUGCUUGGAAUAGUGAAAAAGGACUUAAUUCAAUGCCGAUGUUUUCUAAUACUCUUAAAUCUAUCCAGUGUUACAUUCCUCAUGCUGUGGUUGAAAGCUCUUUCUUGACUGGGUUGAAUCCACUUGAAUGUUUUGCUCAUUCAGUGGCAAAUCGUGAUAGCUCUUUCAGUGACAAUGCGGACCUUCCUGGAACAUUGACACGUAGACUUAUGUUCUUCAUGCGUGAUUUGUAUCAGGCAUAUGAUGGAACAGUGAGAAAUUUAUAUGGUAAUCAACUUAUUCAGUUUUCUUAUGAUACUGAUAAGGACUCGUCUUGUGAUAGCGGUUUCCAAGAGGGUACUGUUGGUGGUGAACCUGUUGGAGCACUUUCUGCAUGUGCUAUUUCUGAAGCUGCAUACAGCGCUUUGGGUCAACCAAUUAGUCUGCUUGAAACAUCUCCUUUACUGAAUUUAAAAAAUGUUCUGGAGUGUGGUUCCAGGAAAAAAAGUGGUGACCAGACAGUGUCUUUAUUUUUGUCGGACAAACUUGGUAAACAGAGGUACGGGUUUGAGUAUGCAGCCCUAGAAGUGAAGAAUUAUUUGGAAAGAGUGAUGUUCUCAGACAUUGUUUCUACUGUCAUGAUAAUGUUCACUCCACAGUCUUCCAGCCUGGAAAUUUUCAAUCCUUGGGUUUGCCAUUUUCAUUUAGACAAGGAAAUUGUAGCAAGAAGAAAGUUAACAGUGCAUUCUGUCAUUGAGUCUCUUUACCGGCGAUAUGAAUCCCUAACUAAGGAAUCAAAAGUCACUUUUCCCAAUUUGAAAAUAUCAAGCAACAGGAAGUGCUCUAAGGAAGGUGGAUAUGCUUCUUUAAAUAAAGAAAAGGAGGAUGUAGAUUGCAUCUCUGUCACAAUUGUUGAAAGCUCUAGGAGUUCUGCAAAACUGGAGGCUGUUCGGGACUUGAUGAUACCUUUCCUUCUUGGAACAGUUAUAAAAGGAUUUCUGGAGAUCAAGAAGGUUGAUAUUCUCUGGAGUAAUCGGUCAAAAGUAUCAAAUUCUUAUGCUGGUUCUUCUGGUGAAUUAUACUUGAGGGUUACUAUGUCCAGCGAUGGUGACAGUGGAAGAUUCUGGGGUGUACUGAUUAAUCAUUGUCACAGAAUAAUGCCAAUGAUUGACUGGACACGAAGUCAUCCCGAUAACAUCCAUCAUUUCUGCUCCGCCUAUGGAAUCGAUGCAGGGCGGCAAUAUUUUCUCCACAGUUUGGCAUCUGCAACAACUGAAACUGGCAAGUCAAUCCUUCCUAAGCAUCUGCAUCUUGUUGCCAAUAGUCUGUCAGCUAGUGGAGAGUUUGUGGGAUUGAACGCUAAAGGCAUCGGGCGACAAAGAAAGCAUGCAUCCGUAUCAUCACCCUUUGUGCAAGCAUGCUUUUCUAAUCCAGGUACUUCGUUUAUAAAAGCUGCUAAGUCUGGAGUCUUGGAUGAUCUUCAGGGAUGCCUAGAUGCAUUGGCUUGGGGAAAGUGUAUGUCCAUGGGAACAAGUGGACAGUUUGAUAUCAUGCACUCAGAGAAGGUAGAAGAGUUUCCUGAGUCUGCAGAUGUGUACAGCCUGCUAAUAGCCAACUUUGACCAGCUGAAUGAUAAGGUUGAUAUCCCUCAUUAUCACAACCGCUCAUCAAACAAAUGUGAUUCUGAGUUUAGCCGUAAAAAUGGCGGUUAUGCCCUGAAAGAGUAUAAACAGUCGAAAAGCUUUAUAAGAAAUUUUGUGACUGUAAAUGAUAUUCAGAAACUGGCUUUUGAAUCAAGGUCCAUAUUGAGCAGGUAUUCAAUUGAUCAGGUAAUAAGCGAUCAUGAUAAGAUCACAAUGCUGCGGGUUUUGCAUUUUCAUCCUCGUAAAAAUGAGAAGCUUGGCUGUGGACCAGCGGACAUAAAGGUUGGAUGGCAUCCUGUACAUAAGGAUAGCCGCUGCUUCCAUAUAAUACGAAGUGAUGAAAGUGUUGAAGAUUUUUCAUACCGCAAAUGCAUUCUUCGUGCUCUUGAGAUUGUUGAUCCGGGCAAGUUCAGGAUCCAGAAGAAAAAGUGGCUGGGACAAGAUGACAUUGUUGAACUAAAAAAGAGUCAGAAGACAAAUCAUUAGUAGAGAGGCACAGUUGUUUUUUGUGUGAGUUGAGAGUUGUCAUUGGCAUUACUCUAGCUAAAUGGUGAACAAUCUGGAGCCAUCUUGUGUUGUGUAUUAUUCAAUGUUAGAGGUAGUACAGAAGAUGAAAGGGGAUAGUAGUACAUUUUCAUUCUUAUUAACUUUUCUCUUUUUAUCAUAAAGAUGGAGGGGGUGCUUACCCUUAGCUUCUUUUUGCUACUUCCACUAAUACUUUAUUUGCCUCCGAUUACGUCAGGCAAAGAAAGAUCUAGUGGAAGUAGCAACGAGGAGCUUGUCAAGACUUAUACCCCAUACCAGAUGUAUUGAAUAUGUAAGCUGUUAAAUGUAAUAUCUGUUUAGGUUGUGUCGUUCAA